Molecule: messenger RNA, 582 nt
Organism: Linum trigynum
Lineage: Eukaryota; Viridiplantae; Streptophyta; Magnoliopsida; Malpighiales; Linaceae
Source: the annotation of a GenBank genome assembly
AUGACUAAUAACAGCUUCUAUCUAUUCUUUCCUGCAGAUUUUUCCAAUGGAGAACUCUGCAAGAAUGCAGAAGCUGCGAAAGCAGAAGAUUUCUAUUUCUCAGGACUGGAUGCUACCAGAGAGACUGACAACAGAGUAGGGUCAACCAUAACUCUUUUAUCCACUAAUCAGAUUCCAGGACUUGAUGGUUUGUCCCUGGCGAGAACAGACUAUGCACCAAAUGGCGGCUUAAACCCGCCACACAUACAUCCUCAUGCUACAGAGAUCCUAACACUCCUGAGAGGCAUCCUCCAUGUUGGCUUUAUCACAUCAAGUCCUGAAAACCGCCUUAUUACCAAGACACUACACCCAGGAGAUGUGUUUGUCUUCCCUAUUGGUCUCAUACACUACCAGCUUAAUACUGCCAACAACAGCGCACUGGCGAUAAAUAGCUUCAGCAGCAAAAACCCUGGAGUUAUUACCAUAGCAAAUGCUAUCUUUGGCUCUCAUCCUCCGCAUAACCGCGAAAUACUUGCCAAGGCAUUCCAGUUGAACACUGAUACAAUCAACUUCCUCCAACAGAGAUUUAAGGGCAACCAAUAG